CUCUCUCUCUCUCUCUCUCUCCCUCCCCUCUCCGUCCUUUUCUUCCCCAAGAAUAGCCUGCCCCUCUCUUUCCUCCCUACUUCAUCUCGUGUCCUCGCACCUUUUGGCGAACGGGCGCUCGCCGGCCACUCGGGACCCUUCCCCCCUCUUCCUUUGCCGAUAAAGAGCCAUGCCCUGCCCGACGCCGCCGCUGGCGGCCACCUUGGCCUCGUGGCUGACCACCCCUCGGCAUGAUGUCGGCCUGGUGCAUGUGGCGCACUCGUCCUACUCGUCGCGCAUGCAGCGAGCCUUCGGGCAGUUGGCCUUCGACGCGCAGCAGCGCCUCUCCGGCACCGGAUCGGCCGCGUCCCCCCCUUCGCCAUCGGGCGCCUCCUCCGGGGGGGACAGUCGUGCCAGCAGCCCCGGGGUCCUGUCGCCAGGACGCUCGGCCUCCUCCUUCAGCAGCACCAUCAUCGGGUCGCUUUUCUCCUCCCGUGACAAGGGCAGCUCCGCUGCUUCCACGACCGCCGCCGCCGCUGCCGAUCCCUCCGGCUUCCCCAAUCAUGUUCCCCAGACGCCCCCCCUGUCGCGCCGCGAGUCGGCCACAUACUACAGCAUGCAGCCCUCACGGUCGACCGGUGACGCCAAUCCCGGCUCGAUGGCAAGCGCCACCACCGUUGUCCCCUCCGGCAGCACCCUCAUCCCGGGCAUUGGCAUCGGGGAGAAUGGCAUCAUUGUGGCCACGGCCAGUCGGCGUGGGCACAUCUGGCUCUGGCGCCCGGAUGAGUCAAACAACCUGGUGCCCAAGGCCCUGCUCCUCGGUCACUUUGCCCCGAUCACCGCCCUGGCCGAUGUGUCCUGCGGGCCGCUCGAUUCCUUCGGCUUCCGCCUGACUCCGAUGCUGGCCAGUGUCGAUGAAGAUGGUGUCUUGAUGAUCUGGUCGUUGCAUGAUGGCCGCUGCCUGAAUGCCUCCCGUCGCGGCCUGCUCGAUGGCUGUCCCAAGACUCUGGCUCUGCUGCCCUGCUUGAACAUCCGCCCAUCCAGCCGGACUGGCCUCCUCUCCUCCAAGGACACGCUCCCGCGCUAUGCCCUGGUGUCCGGCCGGUCACGGGUCUCCACCCUGGUGGACCUGCUCGGCGGGCACACCCCUCGCUCGGGCAGUCUCACCCGGAGCUACAUGCGCGUGGUCGCGCACCUGAGCCUCACUGAUGCCGACCAGUGGGUGGACUUCACUCUGUACCACCAAUUUGAGGUGUUUGUUUUUGCCUUCGACGGUUCCUUGCGCGUGUUCACCCUGGCGUCGCUGCUGCCGCCGUAUCCGGACCGCGAGGUGGCCGCCCCGGCGCCGUCCAGUCGACGGGCCACCUCCAGCCAAUUCGUCCAGUCGGUCCUCAACCAGGCCGGGCAGACCCUGCAUCUGGGCCGGUCCGGCGCUUCACGCGACUCGGCCGGUGGAUCGCAUGUCGUCGCGCAAACCGGGCUCCCGGUGCCGAACGACCCCUCCAGUGGCUCCUUCACGGCACAGCUGAUGUCACGCUUCCAGGAGCAGCCGCUGCUGCACCGGCCGCGCCCGGCGCGUGCCAACCCGACUGCUCGGCUGACACAGACGGUCUCGGCCUGCCUGUCCCCCUGCGACGGCUUCCUGCUGGUGGUCGGUCGCCAGCAUGUGUCGCUCCUGUCGCGUUCCUCGCUGGAUGUCAUCCACCGCGAUCGCUGCCCCUCGGCCCUGGGCUGGCAUUCCGGGGAGUUCCUCCUUCUGGACUACGACCAGGUGGAGCCUGACGCCGAUGCCUCGGCCGAAGCGCCAGGUCUCUCCAAGAAGGCCCUGCUCACGCGCCUCCAUGUGUCUCUCUCUUGCCGGAGUGGCAGCAACUACAUCUUCCGUUACGAUGUCUACUGCGACCCGGCCACCGGGUUCCUAUCCAGUCGUUCCUUCCAGCUCGGUGCUCUGGUGCCCGAGGCGGCCGCCCUCAAUCCGGACACGGCUCUCAUCAGCCCGGGGGCCAAUCGCGCGCGCGUGCGCCGGACCUUGGUCCCCUCCAUGUCCCUCGGCCCGACCAGCUGCAUCCUGCGCGUUCCCACUUCCGGCGGGCCGGCCCCCGGGGCUCCUCCCUUCGAGGAGCUGCUGUUCAGCUUCGCCCGCGAGGGCGGGUCCAGCCAUGUCCGAUCCUGGUCCGUGGGAGCGGCCCUGCACGCCCUGGCGGCCAUGCCAUCUUCCAAGCGCCGUGCCGUGCCGCCGGCCCUCUCCAUCCGGGCAGAGGACAUUUGGGAGCCCGCCUUCCGGGCCAAUGCGCCGGCCCUCUGCCCGGCGCAGCAUGUGGACCCCGCCGCCUCGGCAGCCUGCCUGCUGGUCCCCUCCCGGCCGUCGGCCAUUUGUCUGGUGCAGGGGCGCUUUCUGGCCCAGGGAUUCCCGGAUGGGCGGAUUCGCAUCCUGCCCGUCGGAGACUUUGGCCUGAUUGCGGCGACGUCGGUCUCCUCGGCCGGGGUCGCCGGGUCCGGCUGCGGGUGCACCCCCGGCGAUGAGGAUGCCCAUGAGUGCCCGGCCGGCGGGGCUGGCUUCUGGCUGGAGCCUGGCCACCCCGGGUCGCGCAUUACCACCAUGCUGGAUCCCACCCCCUCGCUGGUGGAAUCGGACUCCUCCUCGGUGACGCUCAAGUGCUACCUGGUGUCCGGCUCGGCGGACGGCAUGGUCCGCGUCUGGAACCUCAAGACCCGGCAAUUGCUGGCCACCUUCCUCUGCCACUCGGGCCCGAUCACGGCGCUGCUGAUCCCGCCGCCCAUCCCCAGCACCGUGACAAGCAUGGUGGGCGGUGUGGUGGGCGGGUCCGGUGGGAUCCCCCUCCGGCGGUGCAUCAUCUCCGUCGGGGCCGACCACUCGGUGGCCAUCCUCUCCAUGGCCGGUCUUCAGUGCGUCCACAUGUUUGGCGGCCACCCGCACCCGAUCACCUCGCUCAUUUGCGACGGCGAGCGUCUCUUUGUCUCGUGCGGCACGCUCUUCUCGUCGCCAGUCGGGUCGGCCUCGUCGUUGAUGGCUGUCACCACCACCCUCGGCCGGGAUGCCCUCUUUUCCUCGACCUCCUCCAUGAGCGACAACUUCUCGGUGGUCGCGUCCAUGGCCCGCAGCCCGCAGUGUGUCUAUGUGUGGCAUCUGGCCACCGGGUAUUUGGAGCGCGUGGCCGAGGGCCCACGCGCGCUGGUCAUCCUCAAGGGGGUGACCGAGCGCCUGGCGGCCUUCGCCCAAAUUGAACGCCAGCAGGCGCUCGACCGGCAGGCCGGCGACCUGGCGGCAUCCGAUGGCAAGGACCCCUCGGGCGCGGGGCGGCGGCGGUCGAGCGCGGCGGCGGCGGCGGCGACGGCCGUGGCGGCCGUGGCCGUCGGGGCCACCUCCGCCGAGACGCGCCUGCUCCAAAGCUCCAAGGCCAGCACGCAGAUGAUGGCCGAGGUGUCCGAAUCGCAGAUGAGCCUCUCGGCCGAGACCGGGGCCGGGCCGGACCGUGGGGACUCUCGGAACGCGGCGGGCCGCGCUCUGUAUGACACGCUGGUUCCCAUGGCCGCCGGGCCGUCGGUGCGUGCAUCCGGCUCCGGCCCGCGGAGCCCGCUGAUCGGCGCGGCGGCCCGGGCCGCAGGCGCGGCGGCCCCCAGCCGGGCCAUCCUCCCGGCCCAGCCCAGCCCGCUGCUCUUCCAGCAUGUGCCGGUCAUGAAUUCCGGUGCCAAUGGCGACCCUUGCAUCGAGCUGCUGCUGGUCACCUCGCUGCGCAUGCUUGUCGGCACGCUGGAGGGGCUGGUCCAACAGUACUCGGUCAUGGCGGCGGCCACGGCGACGAUGGUCGACGCAUCGGCCGCCGGGUCUCCGGCGCGGCAAUUUGUCAGCCGUGGUCUGUUGGCCCGGCCGGUUCUUGCGCCGCGUCAUCCCGCCGCCGGGGCAGCCCCCUCGAUGGAUCGCCUGGCGGGGGGCGGCCUGGCCGACGCAUCGCAGGCUCUCUCCGAGCCCGAGGCCUCGGCCUCGCCCUCGGCCGCCCUGAUGGCCGGCCAGCAUCCGCAAGGCCAGCAGUUCGCCGUGUCCAGCCCGGCACUUCGAGCCCGGUCCGUGACCCUGACGAUGGCCAACGCCCCGGGCGCCGCUGCCACUGGCCCGAGCGCCGGCGACACCUCGACCCCGGGGGACCCCCUCCCUCGGAGCCUCCACCAACUGUUCUCCCCGUCGCGGUCGGCCUCCAGCAGCUCGGCCACCGACUCCGGGCUCGGGGCCUCGCCGCUGGUGGACCUUUCGGCGGGCAGCCGUUCGCCCGACCUCGGUCUGCUGAUGCUCGGGGAGACGGCGUCCCCGGGCCCGGCCACCGCCGGCAUCGGGGCUACCCGCUGCGCGCACUGCGUCGCCGUGGAGUCCGGCAUGCGGCGGCCCCCAUCCGGGUCCAUUCUCAGCGAUGAUGAGGCCCCCACCACCAGCCGUGGCCGCCCGGGGGCCGGACCGGUCCCCCCAGCCGGGCAGGUGACCCUUGCGCCAGCGAGCAUGGGCGACUUCGGCCCCUUCGAGGUGGCGCCGGGGACGUCGGCAGCAAGCGCCGCCGCCGCCGCGAGCGUUCCUGUUGCCGGUGGCGGCGGCGUCCCGGUCGCCGCAUCGUCCCCCUUGGCUCCGGCUGAUGAGGCCCCCCUCUGCAGCUCCUGCGGUCAGCCGCUGGAUCUGGUCGGCGAGUCGGAGUCCCCGCUGAACACCGACGAUGAGGAUGCCGGUGGAGCGCCCCGGCGCCGUCGUGGCACCGGCCGGUCGACCAAGCCGGCCGACGGGGCAGCCGCCAUCGCGGUCCCGAGUCCCAGCCUGGCGGGCGCCUCCGCGGCCAGCCUGUCGCCGUCGCUCUCUGGGGCCCUGUCAGCCCUGCCUUCGCACUUGGCGUCGCCGACCCCGUCGGCCGCCACCUCGACCGACCUGUCGGCCGGACUGACGGCCAUCGGGGCCGGCGCGGCACUCGACAUGCCGGACAUCUCGGCCACCCCGAGCAGCGCCUCGAUCGCCGGGGCCGCGGGCUCCAUGCCGGGUGCCGCCGCCGCCGCCGCCGCCGCCGCCGCCGCCUCUCGACAGACGGUGCCGCCUCUGCUGCCGGAGCUGAGCGAGCGCGAUCGCAGCCUGGUCACCCUGGCGCGAACCUUCCUCAGUGCCCUGCACGCGUGGGAUCUGGUGCCGCUGGUCUUCCCGAACUUCGAGUCCGGCUACGGGGUGGAAACCCUCGGCCCGGCCGAGGCGGCCCUCUCCCCCCGGGCGGACCUGAUCCAGUGGGUGGCCGAUUCGGUGCUCGGCCUGACGCGCAUCCCCGACUGCCUGACCUGGGCCAUCCGCAGCAUCAACGGCACGGCCACCAUCUUUGCGCCGAAUGCCCUUGGUGGGCCGGCCACGGCGAUGGCCACCGCCCCGGCGGCCCCCCUCACCCGGCAGCAGAUCAUCACCCAAUCCGGGUGGGCGCUGUCGCCCUUUGUCACGGCCCACCGGCUGCUGAGCAUCGUCUCGGUGCUGAAUGUCCUGUCGAGCAGCGAAGACCUCUCGGCCAAGCUGGCCCCUCUGGUGCAGUUCUAUACCGUGGACUUGGUCUUUGCCAUGGUUGUCUCGCCGCCGGUGACCGCCUCCCCGGUGCUGGAUCAGCACAAUGUGGUGGUGGCGCCGUCCGUCUCCCCGAGCAACUCGCCCACCACGCCGUUCGCCUCGCCGGUGAGCACCCCGCCAGUUGAGCCGGCCGCCCCGAUGCCCGCGGCCGAGCCCCCCUUGGUCGGUGCGUCGGGCCCCGAGUCGGCCACCCCGCAGCCUCUCUUUGGAGCCCCGCCCUCGGUGGCCUUCCUGUCCAUGUAUUGGAUCGACCCGUCGCCGCACAUCACCCGUGCUUGCCAGGCCAUCCUGCGGUCCACGGUGACCGCUCUGUCGGACUCGGCCUGGCUCCGGCUGCUGGAAUAUUGGCUCGGCCGGCUGAGGAGCUUCUCGGCCCUGCUGUCCUUCCAGCUACACCGGGUGGCCGAGCAGCAGCAGCAGCAGGCCAGCACCACCGGCGGGUCCGGGUCUGGCUCCGGGUCCGGGCCCGGGUCCGGGCCCGGGUCUGGCAGUGGGCUCGGCGCCGGGGGCCCCGGGGGCCCCGGGCCCGGCUCCGGGGGGCGUCUGGACGGCGCACCUGGCCCCGGGUCCGGCUCCGGUGCGCACUCCUCCGGGGCUGGAUCGGGCUCCGGUCGGCACGCCCCCCCGGCCUAUGGCCAGCUAUUGGGCGAGUGCCUGGCACUGGAUCCCAUCCCGGCCAUCGUGGUGGCCGUCCUGCUGACCCAGCGCCCGGUGUCCAGCAAUCUCCGGCAGCUGACCCUGCUGGAGUCCCCGGGCCGGCCAAACACCAUCAUGGUUGCAUGGCAAAUGUGCGCCCUGGCCCUCUUCUCGCUGUUGCAGCUGCCCUUCGGCCCGGGGGUCCCUCCCUCCGAGCCGGCCUUCAACUCCAUCUCCAUGGCCCGCGCGCGCAUGGCCGCCGUGGAUUUGCUCGGCCGCUACUGGCUGGCCAGCACCCCUCGUCUGAAUUUGCCGAAUGAGCCGGCCCCGGAAACCCGCACCGGUGGCUUCUCCGCCUUCCUGGACUUGCGGUCUGUGGUUCGGCUUUUCAUCGGGAUCGCCUUCCCGGCCAAUGUGCCGCUGUCCGGCGGGCCCGGGUCGACGUCGGCGGUGCGAUCCUCCUCCGGCACGUUGGCCGGCUCCGGUGGCCCGCGGGCCGCCGGGCCUCGGGGCCCUGGCGGCCCGGCCCCCUCUUCCAGCAGCCCCUCCCUGGCGGCAGGGGCCGGCGGCGAUGUGGGGCCCAAUGCGCCGGGGUCCGCCACGACCCCCGGCCGGACGCCCUCGCCCCUCCGCAACCCGGAGCUCAUCUUCACCCAAAAUGCCCGGUCUUCUUCGCUGCCCACAUUGGCUCGAUCAAGCCUCCUGCUGCUGGCCGAGCAGGCCCCUCUGGAGCUGCUGCAAAUCAUCACGGACUUCUUCUCGCCGCAAGCGUCCAUGGGUGAGAUGGCCUGCGCCAUCAAGUUGAUUCUCUACCUCACGCGCCGGUGCGAGCAUCUGCCGGCCUUGUCGCGCGCCCUGCACGCCUUCGCCGGGUUCCUGGUCAGCCUGGUCAUCGCCCGUGUCCUGGAUGCCAAGCGCGAGCAUCCGCAGCAGCUGACCACCCUGGCGCAGUAUGCCCUGCUGUCCCUGCAGGCGACUGUCCCGUCGGUGCUGCUGUUCUCGCGCAACUCGCGCAUCGUCUGCCCGGUUGUCAUUGUUUCCCCGCUGGCGGGUGGCCCGCCGCUGACCGGUGGUUCGGGCCCCGGUGGCGGUGCCGCUGCUGCCAUGGGGUCCGGUGGCGCUGGUGCGGCCCUCCCGGCCGGCGGGGCCAAUGCCGGCCCCGGUGGCGAUGCGCCCUCUCGCCAGGAGCGCUCUUGGCUGGCCAUUUACGACCUGCUCACCGCGGCCCGAGUGUCGGUCUUUGACCUGGGCAUCAUCGGCCAGGAAUGCGGGCCGGUUUGCGGGCUGACCAUCUCCCCGGACAAUCACUGGCUGGUGGCUGUCAUGUUCCCGAGCACAUACUCCUCGCGGCGGGUCCAUCUGCAGCCGGGUGCCGAUGCGGCGGCCGCAGCGGCCGGCGACCCGCGCUCGGCCGCCUCCCUGGCCGAUAUGACGCCCAUCCCGCUGGAGGGCGCCUUCCGUGUGUGGCCUCUCAGCCAGCAGGCCAUCGGCCCGCUGUCGGUCAUGGCCAACCGCGGCUCAGCCCAGCCGAAUAUCGGCACCCCGCUGCCGCCCGUCCCGACGGUCAGCGGCUCGACCGGGGGCUCCUCCUCCGGGUCCUCCUCCGGCUCCAUGACCGCCGUUCCGGCCAUCAAGACCGGCCGCAUGCCCUGGCGCUUCGAGCAGGACCUCAUUCACUAUGCCUUGCGGAACAUCCGCUUCGAGUGGCAGGCCUCCGCGCCCACCGGCUCGCAGGCUUACCCUCGCAUGCGCUCCCUCUUCGGUCGGUUGAUGGUGCAUUUCGCCCCUCGGGGCGUUGACGGCCCGCCGCCCUUCGAGAUCGUUUGCGAUUCCUUCCUGCACAACUGAGGACAAUCCUGGCCACCAGUCUGCCUGUGUGUGUGUGUGUAUGAACUCCUCUCCGGAUACGUGCACACACACACACGCGCAGACACGCACAUACGCGCACCAGCACGAACACCUCCCCCCUCCGUCAGGAGCUUGGACGAGGCUGGACCUUCCUUCCUCCCUUUUCCUGGCCCUCCCCUUCACCACACGCCCUUGUACACCCGGCGUCCCCGCCCCACGCCGCCAA
Fonticula alba is the source of this 8282-nucleotide messenger RNA. RefSeq lists its product as hypothetical. Gene Ontology annotation, cellular component: cytoplasm. Gene Ontology annotation, molecular function: protein binding. The transcript has 11 exons. NCBI's taxonomy places the organism in Eukaryota, Rotosphaerida, Fonticulaceae. The record is from RefSeq and is a predicted model, not a curated record. Bases 170 to 8056 code for a protein of 2628 amino acids.